This is a messenger RNA of Amborella trichopoda, 1159 nucleotides long. RefSeq names its product myb-related protein 308. NCBI's taxonomy places the organism in Eukaryota, Viridiplantae, Streptophyta, Magnoliopsida, Amborellales, Amborellaceae. The record is from RefSeq and is a predicted model, not a curated record.
CAGAACCCCACAACAAAACAAACAAACAAACAAACAUCAAAAUCCUCCCCCUCUUUCCUCUUCUCCUCUUUCAAAUCACUGUAUAAAAACCUACACUCAUUACUCUCCCCCCACCUGAUCCCUACUCAAAACUCCCCUCUCUCUUUCUCUCUUUAAACACUGAAUACUUCUCAAAACUCCCCCACUUUCCCUCUCUCUGUGUUUUUUAUUGUAGUGAGAGAUGGGUAGGUCUCCUUGCUGUGAGAAAGCACACACUAACAAAGGGGCAUGGACAAAGGAAGAGGAUGAGCGGCUGAUUUCUCACAUACGUGCUCAUGGGGAGGGCUGCUGGCGCUCACUGCCGAAGGCAGCGGGGCUCCUGCGCUGCGGUAAGAGCUGCCGGCUUCGUUGGAUCAACUACCUUCGCCCCGAUCUUAAGCGGGGUAACUUCACUGAAGAAGAGGAUGAACUUAUCAUCAAACUCCAUAGCCUCCUUGGCAACAAGUGGUCUUUGAUUGCUGGAAGGUUACCAGGGAGAACAGACAAUGAGAUUAAGAACUAUUGGAACACCCAUAUUCGAAGGAAAUUGCUGAGCAGGGGAGUCGAUCCCCUUACUCAUCGCCCCAUCAACGGAAAAGUUGCAGAGCCCAACACCACAACCACGAUCCCCUUUGUCGAAGACAAGAGUGCGACAAAUUCGGAAGAAAAGACAGAGAUGUAUGAAGAUAGAGAAGAGGAAUCUCCAGGAUUUGAUCUCAACCUUGACCUCUGCAUUAGCCUUCCCUAUCAACACCAACAACAACAACAAUCCCACCCUUCACAGAGGAGGGGCCUCUGUUUGUGUUGCAAUUUGGGGUUACAGAAGAGCAAAGAUUGCAGUUGUAAUGAGUUUCUUGGAGUCGAGACUGGCUGCCUUGACUAUAGAAGGCUGGAAAUGAAAUGAAGAAAAGCCAAACCAAAUUCACCUAAUUUUUGUAGCGAAAUUAACCCUUCUUUCUCCUUUAUGAUGCCUGACAUUAUGUUUUCUGAUCAGAAGAAAUGACCUCUCUCUCUCUGUCUCUCUCUCUCUCUCUCCGCUUUGAAAAAUUGGUGAUAUGGAUCGGAUCAGGCCGAUUCAGAUCGGAUAUUGGUUGAGUUGAUCUGCAUCCCAUUAAAUAUAAGGAAUCAGCGGUUUCCCCAA